AGAAUACCGACGUGAAACAACCACAGCGUUGUGUUUCGCCGUGUGAGUGAAGUUACCGGAGGCCCAAUACUUCCCCUCCCCCGAUCCCUCCCAAUCCCUAAAAGGUCGGCAACGCACUCGUAACUCAUCUGUUGCGGGUGACCAUGGGUGGCGCUGAUUGCUUACCAUCAGGUAAUCCGUCUGCUCGUUUGCCGACCUAUUACAUAAAAAAAAACAUGUUAGAAAACUUCACAUUUGAAUUCUUCGGAAUAGGCCAUGUCUCGGCAUGGACGGUCGGAGUGAUAAUAUCACAACAUUUUCUUUUCUGUACUUUUUAGAGGAUAGUUAUUAGGUAUCUAUUUUAGGCUUAUUGUCGUACAUUAAUUUAUCAGUCUCCUAACCUUCUUGUAUUAAAUAAAUAAAAUUAUCCAAAAAGCUUUCCAGAUUUCACACGACAUGACAAGGAGAAUUCCUAAAGAAAAAUUAGGUAUAACUUUGCGUAACAAGAUAGUUUUGUUUACUUUAAUCCUUCGGUCGAUUUCCACAUAUUUGCGGCUCAGUGAGGUGAUAACUGUGGGAGACAAAUGGUUUUGGCUCGACCGGAGUGAUACCACGGCCUCACAGAAGACCGGCGUGAAGCAACCACUGCGUUGUGUUUCGCCGUGUGAGUGAGGUUACCGGAGGCCCAAUCUUCAAAUCCCUAAUCCCUAAAAGGUCGGCAACGCACUCGUAAAUCCUCCGUUGCGGGUGUCAAUGGGCGGCGCUGAUUGCUUACCAUCGGGUAAUCCGUCUGCUCGUUUGCCGACUAAUAACAUAAAAAAACACUCAAACUGUAAAAAAUGGUUACCACCUUUAUAUGUACUUAUGGAAAAGCAAUAAAGAU
This is a messenger RNA of Spodoptera exigua (beet armyworm), 862 nucleotides long. The record is from the annotation of a GenBank genome assembly. Lineage: Eukaryota; Metazoa; Arthropoda; Insecta; Lepidoptera; Noctuidae.